UCGCGGUCUCUUCAGUCUACUCCAACAGUUCGCGCCGCUUACAGUUUACUCCUCCACAUAUAUAAUAACAAUAAUAAAAAAUAAUAAUAACAAGUAUUAACACUACACAAUAAACUCGUGCAUUGUCAUCGGGUCGUCGGCACAAUUUAUCGCUCGCAAUUCAACUUUAUUACCCGCGGUCUAUUUUUUUUCUUAUCAUUCACUCGAUAUUUUAUACAAAUUAACUGAGCUCGUUAAUUUUAUUUUUAAUGUGACCAAUUAAGGAGAGAAGACUGCGAGAUUGAGAAUUAUGAGGUGCAAUUGAUGAGGAAGGGGAAUAAUAAAAUUGUAAAUAAAUUAACGAGCACGGAAGUUUAAGAUUGCAAUGGAUGAAACAUCUAAAGGUCUGGAGGCUAAUGUAUGUAUCGUACCUUUUGGACACGCGACUAGAAUGCCUCCGGUCGAUAUCGAGUUCUGCGAUCUUACGUAUUCAGUACCUACGGGUAGAAAAGGUAAAAAAUUAAUUUUACGAGGAGUCAGUGGUCAAUUUCGGUCGGGUGAGCUCACAGCAAUUCUCGGGCCAUCGGGAGCUGGGAAAUCAACGCUCUUAAAUGUUCUAGCCGGUUAUAAAUGUCUAGAAAUCGGAGGACUUAUUACGAUCAACGGUCAACCACGCGAGUUACGCGAUUUCAAGAAGAUGUCCUGUUACAUUAUGCAAGAAGACCUUAUACAGCCAAAGUUAACAGUCAUUGAAUCCAUGCACUUUGCUGCUGAUCUUAAACUUGCUAAUAAUGUUACUGAGUGCACGAGAAACUCUAUUGUAGAUGAAAUAUUAGAAACAUUAAGACUGAACAAUGCAAAAAAUACAAUCUCGGAAAAAUUAUCUGGCGGUGAAAGAAAAAGAUUGUCUAUUGCAUUAGAACUCAUUAAUAAUCCACCGGUUAUUUUUUUAGAUGAACCGACCACAGGUUUAGAUGAAAUGUCAUCAAUGCAGUGCAUAGAUUUACUACAGAGGGUUGCACAAGGAGGAAGAACCGUAGUUUGUUCAAUUCAUACUCCCAGCGCAAGUAUUUUUUCAAAAUUUCAUCACGUUUACGUCGUCGCUGACGGACAAUGUGUUUAUAGAGGCUCCGUCGACGACCUUGUGCCUUAUUUUGAUGACAUAGGAAUUGAAUGUCCUAAACAUUACAACCCUGCUGAUUUUGUAAUUGAAGUAUCCAGUGGGGAAUAUGGCGAAGGGUAUGUAGAUAAAAUGGUAAAAACAGUAGAAAAAAAAUUUCCACUGCAACCGAUAGUAAAAAAAAAAAAUUCUUGUGAUAAUUAUGAGUUUGUAAACCAUAAGAAAAUGAAAGCCUCAUGGAAAUUGCAGUUCAUUACGUUAUUUAAGCGCAUGAUGUUACAGCAUUAUCGUGAUCGUAGUUAUAUGUAUUUAAAAAUAUCACUACAUAUAUUUCUGGGAUUCGUGAUCGGUGGGCUAUUUCUCGGUACCGGAAAUGAUGGUUCCAAGACAUUGUUUAAUUUCGGUUUUUGUCUAGCCUGCAUUAUUGUAUUACUUUACGUCCCAAUGUUACCGAUAUUAUUACACUACCCUACACAAGUACAAUUAGUCAAACGCGAGCAUUUUAACAGGUGGUACAAUCUCAGUCCCUAUUUUAGUGCCUUGACAGUGGCGACAAUUCCUGCACAGCUGAUAUUAAGCUCGAUAUAUCUAUCAAUGGUUUAUCUAAUAUCAGGACAGCCAUUAGAACUUUAUAGAUGCGCGAUGUUCUUCAGCACGUGUUUUGUAUGCGCGUUUAUCGCUGAAAGUAUGGGAUUUGCGAUAGCCAGCACACUCAGCAUUGUGAAUGGAAUGUUCGUCGGACCAGCGAUAACGGUCCCGCUGAUGCUGGUUGCAGUUCAAGGAUUAGGAAGUCCCGAUCCUCUGCCAAUUUAUCGCACACUUGUUAUGUAUUCAAGUUACAUAAGAUAUGCUCUUGAAGCUCUUAUAAUUUCAACUUACGGAUACAAUCGCGAGAAAUUACCGUGUCCUCCCGAGGAAGAUUAUUGUCAUUAUCGUGUACCGCGUGAAUUAUUACGAGCUAUGGGAAUGGAAAAUUGUGUUUUUUGGGUUGACUUUGCAGCACUUGUUGGAAUUUUAAUUUUAUUUAAAGCAAUAGCGUUUUAUUUAUUAAGACAGCGAUUGCGGCCUAAUAAAACGUUUCGUGCCUUAUAUCUCUUUGGAAGACUUAUUAAAAAUCGUUUAAGUAUUGAAUAAAUAUAUCAAAAUAUUAUUAUUGUUAUUUUAUAAUGUAGUGAUAAAUGUUGAUAUGUCGAUAAAAUAUUUGUUUUUAAAUUUAAUGUAAAUUAUAUUAAAUUUUUAUGGACUGAUUUAUUGGAAAUAGAAUAAAUGAAAAUAGAUUUAUUAAUUAAAUAUUUUUCAAUAAAAAAACGUAUUAUAAAAAAUAAUCUUUAGUAAUUUAUUUUAUUUUUUAAGGUGAAUUUUGAAAAUGAAAAAAAUAAUAGAAUAUUUAAUGCUGGGGCUUUGAAAAGUGAUUUUUAGUGAAAAGUCAAUCAGUAGUUUUUUGUAGAGAAUUUCAAGAGCUACAAAAAAGUGUUGAUACAUUUUUCACGUCAGCCACGUGGUUAAUGAGUUAUUAAUAGUUUAAUGACAAUUGUCAUUUACUAUAUGAAUAAUUUCUUUGUUUCAAUUAAUUGGAUAUAUUUUGUAAACUAUCAUACUUAGAGAAAAAGUCAAUCAGUACUUUUUUGUAGAAAAUUUAAAGAGCUACAAAAAAGUAUUCAUACACUUUUUAAGUCAGCCGCGCGGUUAAUGAGUUGUUAAUAGUUUAAUUACAAUUGCCAUUUACUAUAUGAACAAUUUCUUUAUUUUGAUUAAUUGGAUAUAUUUUGUUAACUAUCAUAUUUAGAGAAAAAGUCAAUCAGUACUUUGUUGUAGAGAAUUUUAAGAGCUACAAAAAAGUACUCAUACACUUUUUAAGUCAACCGCGCGGUUAAUGAGUUAUUAAUAGUUUAAUUACAAUUGUCAUUUACUAUAUGAAUAAUUUCUUAAUUUCAGUUAAUUGGAUAUAUUUUGUAAACUAUCAUAUUUAGCGAAAAAGUCAAUCAGUACUUUAUUGUAGAGAAUUUCAAGAGCUACAAAAAAGUAUCUAUACAUUUUUUACGUCAGCCGCACAGUUAAUGAGUUAUCAAUGAAUUAAUGACACACAAAUUACAAGACCAAAAUCAAUCAUUUUUUCAAAUUUUUGUUAAAAAAAAAAAUGAAAUAAUUUAAAAAAACGGCAUCAAAAAUUUCAUCAAAAUUCGAGAAAUACACGUGUCAAUAAAAAAAUAAUUUUUGUUAUUAAUCCAAUUCAUUAAAAAAUAAAUAUUCCCAUUAACGCCUCACUGAUAAUUAAUAAAAUAUUUUGAAACAAUUAAUUAAUGUCAGAUUUAAAAUUAAGAAGAAUAUUCAAUAACAACACCAAUCAUUUAUGAAAUAAUUUGAGAUAAAGAACUAAACUAGACCAUGAAUACCGAUAAAAUACCAAUUAACGCUCAGAAAAAUUUCAAAAACAUCAUUAACCUAAAAAGAAUAAAGAAAUACAAAUCAAUACCCAAAUCUCGUUUAUUUGUCCUGAAUUAUCAUUAAUUUUUCACUAUAUAAGCCCUCAUAGUUUACAAAACCUCAUUAGUAUCAACACAGAAUCGAACCGAUCGAUUAAUCAAUUUUUUGAAUCCAUUAUAUUGGAGGUUAGCUUAAAAAUGAAAGUAUUAACGGGUAUUUUUUUUCUUGCAUUAAUUCUGUUCGUUACCGGAGG
Microplitis mediator is the source of this 3776-nucleotide messenger RNA. RefSeq names its product ATP-binding cassette sub-family G member 1-like. Gene Ontology annotation, molecular function: ABC-type transporter activity; ATP binding; ATP hydrolysis activity. The transcript has 12 exons. The record is from RefSeq and is a predicted model, not a curated record. Gene Ontology annotation, cellular component: plasma membrane. NCBI's taxonomy places the organism in Eukaryota, Metazoa, Arthropoda, Insecta, Hymenoptera, Braconidae. Bases 365 to 2233 code for a protein of 622 amino acids.